AUGUUCGGUUUCACAACGUGCUGCCUGCAGAAAGCACUGGCUCCCCGAAGGGAUCGGCUGUGGUUUCAUAUUUCAUUUCCCUCGCACGCUACACCCAAAUUCCAGACGCUUUCUGGCUUUGCUGCUGCAUGGACUCAGAGCACAGGUCCUGUGCCGUACGCAGCGGAGGCAGACGGGGCUUCCCUCAGCUCCAGGGAGUGGACCAUGAAGACGUCAAUUGUAUUUUUGCUUUGCAUCUCAGUUUUCCCAGGCUUUUCCCAGGGCAGAGUUGUUGGAGAGGAUGAAGCUGGUUUUGCCGAGUGUAACGUGUUCUUCCCUGGACAAGUCCCACCCGAAGGAUUUACGGAGCCGUUCCACGUGAAAAUCUGUCAGCAGUACAACAAAGAGCCACGCUUUGCAACCCUCUACAGUACUAAGGACAAAAUCCCUCUUUAUUCAGCUUUUAAGUAUACAAAGCCAGCCCAAAACAAGGAGGAGAACUGGCUGGUCGAACCACAGAUAGACGAUCCAGAAAAUGAUCUGCAUGAGAUGGUGCAUGAAGCCGAUAUCAUUGGCGCUGUGGCCGACCUUGGUGCAAAUCAAGCCCUGACCUCAGACUACGUGGGCUCUGGUUAUGAGAGAGGGCUGCUCAAUCCCAGCUUGCUCAAUGAGGAGGAUUUCCAAAUGGCCACUUACACGCUCACUAACGCUGUCCCUCUGAGCCCAUCUCUGAGCAAAAGCUGGCACAGAGACAUUGUGAGGGUAGUGGAGCAAGCUCUGGUCCCUCACUGCUCCAAGAAGGAUCACCUGUAUCUCCUUGCAGGCGCGAUUCCUUCCAGUGUCCGAGUUAAAGGCAAGGUGUCAGUGCCAGACACCCUCUGGCUGGCAGCCUGCUGUGAUGCUCCGGGGGGAUGGUCCCUGGGACUAGUGAAGAAAAUGAAUGAUGAAAACAGCUUGGCGGACCUCAUGGUGGGAGAGCUGGAGAAGCAGCUUCUAGCAGGGGUUCACUUGUUCAAGGGCAACUGUGGGGGAGACAACCAAAGCCAGGAGAAAACAGAAGCAAUACUGCAAGCUGUCGGUCAGAUCCGCUCUGGAGAGCAAGUAGGAACAAGUGACAACCAGGAGGCCAAAGACAGCGGCUUGGUGAGAAGAGUGGCUGCCAUCAUUGCUACCCCUUUCAUCAAACUUCUGGAACUCCUCAUCUACGUGUUUGUGGAGCUGGUGAAAUUUGUGUUUUAUUUUCUGUGGCUUGUUAUCAAGCGGGUUGGUGGUACAGUUCUAGAUGGAGUCUACAGCCUGUGGAAUGGGGUGGUGUCCUAUCUUAAAGCCAUCAGCAUGGUGCUCAUCAGCAUCCCCUAUGAUGUGGGGAGGGUCAUCGUCAACAUCUUCCUGGGCUUCCUGGAAAUUGUUCAAGAUGUGGCGUCCCUCACCUACCGGAUCCUGCGCAUCCCUGUGGGGUUUGUCCUUCACCUCGCUGCUUUCCCUUACCAUUCCAUCUGUGCCAUUCCCUCCGUCCUCAAAGAUGUGGCCACCGGGAUCGGGGGCACCUUCUCGCUGGUCAUCGAUGCCACAGCCACACUUCUGCAUGGCUUUUAUUACUUGGCUGGUUACAUAGUCAAACGAUUUGUCCCCAAAGGCUCCUCUGAUGACUGA
Pygoscelis adeliae (Adelie penguin) is the source of this 1632-nucleotide messenger RNA. It is a transcript of the gene ENDOD1, whose product is annotated as endonuclease domain containing 1. The transcript has 2 exons. The record is from RefSeq and is a predicted model, not a curated record. The coding region runs from base 1 to 1632 and encodes 543 amino acids. NCBI's taxonomy places the organism in Eukaryota, Metazoa, Chordata, Aves, Sphenisciformes, Spheniscidae. Gene Ontology annotation, molecular function: metal ion binding; nucleic acid binding; hydrolase activity.